AUGUCGACAGCGCACUAUGCCUCUCUCUUGUCCAACUCCACUCAGCUUCCUACACUCGAGCGGCCUAGCCCGUCUGCCUUUCCACAGCGUUUUGCAGCAGCACCGUAUCAUGCUCCCUCCCAGUCUGGUCAUCAGGACGAGCAGCGCGCCCAGUCCAAUGAACCACCUGCGCACACUGGCAAGCGCUUCUCGACCACUCAGCAUUACGCAGUCGCACCACAGAUUGCGUUACUCACAUUGCUUGUUGUAGCACCUACCUCGUCGCUCGCUGCAGCCUUCUACUAUGUUCUCUUCAGGUAUCUCGAUCGGAUUGGCGAAGGAUACUUGUACUCGACCAUAUCUGCAAACGUACCCCUCUUCAUUGGCACCAUUACAUCCACCAUCAUGUCAAUGCUCUCGUCCGUUAUCAUGAUGCUCUUUGCGUAUCGCCUGGCACAGCUCUGGAUCAACCUCGAGAAACAAGCGCGCUUUGCUGAUCUCCCAACGGCAGACCAGUUUGCACUCAUGAUGAAGAUGUGCAGCGGCGGCUCUCUCUAUGUCAUCUUUGAGUUCCUCGUGUUUGCAUCGCCCUUCCAGAUGCACCCCUCUGGGUAUGGACUACAACGCAAGACUGUCACCGAGCGGACAAGACCAAUCCUCAAAUGGACAAUCGGUGUCUUUAGUACAACAAUGCUCUUAACGCUGGCUAUUCAGGUGGCUGACGUUUGGGUGCAUAAGACCCUGAGCUCUGCGACACUGGUCUCGUCAAGCAACGCUACAGGACCAUUGCAUCCUUACUCUCGGACAUUGCGCUCAGCUUGUUUUGACCCAGACUCCAACUCGCGCUCCGUGUCAUUCAACGGAUUUGUCGACGAUAGCUGUGUAUUCGGCAGCAAUGGCUAUCUCUUUGACCCUAUCGAGACCUUUGCCACCACAACCAACACCUCCAGUCUUCAUGUCAUCGCCAAUGAUGGUGCAAUGGCCUACUUGCGACCGGCAAUCACAUCACCCAACAUCUCCUACGUUGCACAGACGGUCGGCGUGUCUACCACAUGCCAGGUCAUCACGGGUUCCUGUCCUCGUCAAGCCGUCUCAAGCGGCUAUGCCAGGUUCACAUGCCCAAGUACGUAUGCUGGCUUCAGCGGUCUACUCUUCAGCAACCAAAUCUUCGAAACGGCAAUGCUCAAUGGUACGCGCGUAACGAAUCCAUUUAGUCUUGGUGGGUCUGGUUGCUUCAAAGCCUAUGCCCCUUCAUUCGCCAAUUUGUCCACCAGCGAUUUCGUUGAUGUUGCCAAUUUCAACACCGGUAUUUACGUUGGCUUGCCACAAUCCUGUACUGUACUGGCAUGUGAAGUGUCUGUCUACAACUUGCAAUUCUCGUCAAAACCCUCGGGCACAGCGGCGCCGCCAAUCUAUGAGCUCUUGCAAGGUUCAGCUGUGCUUGCCAAUCAAAGUACUACGCAUGCGCUACAUGGAGCUAUUGCUCAAUCCUACGGUGCUGAUCAAAUCUCACUCGGCGUGACGGCCGCGGCUGUCAAGGCAAAUUCAUCGGCAGAUUUCGCGGCAUUCGUCGCAUUGGCCGUCAGUCAGACUAUCCUAGGCCAAUCUGCGAGCGUCUUUGAAGCAACCAACUCACUCAGUGAACAAGAAACGCGCACCAUCAUUGGAACAAAAGCAAGACUCGUCCCCGUUGCCGUCUUUCUCGCCUUGCAAAUCUUGCUUGCCGUCUUUUGUGUGCUCAUUGCACUCGUCUCUACAUUUGGUGUCGACAAGUCUCGUGGCAAACCAAUUCUUCACAUGCCAAGGAUGCCCUUUCAAGCAGGCGCUCAUGCCGUCAACAAUGCUCGACUGGCACUCAUUGACGUGACGACCUUGGUGCGUGAGCACUUUGGUUCAGAUGCAGUCUUUCCACCUAUGGAGAUCACGCGUCCUGCUUUUGAUGCUCAGCAUGAGCAGGCAGUGGCAAGUGCGGUAGGUCGCUCAUUGAGUCAGCCUGAUUUGGGUGAGAUGGCGAUGUUUGGUCAAUUGUCACAGGGGUAUACGACGUCCAUGCGGUCACGCGUUGCAUCAGCGGAGCAUCUCCCUCGAAACUUGGCGUCACAAGAGGAGAAGCAGGUGGAGAAAACAGUCGUUCAAGAAGCCAGUCCCGUGGAUAAUCAGCAGGCGUGA
Protomyces lactucae-debilis is the source of this 2148-nucleotide messenger RNA. RefSeq lists its product as uncharacterized. Bases 1 to 2148 code for a protein of 715 amino acids. The transcript has 3 exons. The record is from RefSeq and is a predicted model, not a curated record. Lineage: Eukaryota; Fungi; Ascomycota; Taphrinomycetes; Taphrinales; Protomycetaceae.